UUCAUUUGAUUUUUUCUUUUUAUAGAUAUUUUUUGUGAAUGCUGCAUCACCCUCACUUGAUGAAGAGAUCAUUGACCCAGCUGCAGCUGUUGGUGGCCACACACUCUCACACUCAGACCUCGAGGCUUCCACUGACCACAUAGUCUCUAAUACCAGUGACACAGUUGGUCCUCACAUGGUACCAGAUGUUGGUGCUGAAUCCAUCUUGGCUUCGCAGGCUGUUGAGUCCAUAGCUUACAUCCCUCCACCUCCAGUACCCCCAGAAGCUGUCGGUCCAGCUCUUAAUGCCCUUGGUGAACCCACAUUUGCAAGUCUGGGUCUGGGUGGCUGGGGACCAGUUGGCAUCAUCCAGCAAUGUCUAGAACAAUUACAUGUGACUGCUGACCUCCCCUGGUGGGGGGCUAUUGCUAUAACCACGGUCAUCAUUCUGACGUUGAUCUUCCCACUGGUGUUGAUGUCUCAGAGGAACGCUGCCAAGAUGAACAACAACAUGCCACAACUCCAGUUCCUUCAGAUGAAAAUGACAGAAGCCAGGAACAGUGGUGACCAACUCAAUGCUGCAAGAUAUGGUCAAGAGAUGAUGUUGUUUAUGAAGGAGAAGGAAAUAAGCCCACUGAGGAAUGUUAUCGUCCCUCUGGCACAAGCACCCAUUUUUAUCUCCAUGUUCGUGGGUCUCCGUGGAAUGGCAAAUUUGCCCUUGGAAAGCUUCAAGGACGGAGGUAUAUUUUGGUUUACAGACCUGACUGUCUGUGACCCACUCUACUUGUUGCCUAUCAUCACCUCCAUCACCAUGUUGGCCACAAUAGAGCUGGGAACGGACGGCGCUAAACUGAAUGCACAAAACAUGCACUUAAUGAAGUACGUCCUGCGCGGAAUUCCAAUCCUAGUCUUUCCCUUUACACUCAGCUUCCCUGCGGCAGUGUUGUGCUACUGGGUCUCAACCAACCUGUUCUCACUGAUACAAGUGGGAUUCCUCAAGAUUCCCUCCAUCAGGAAGUACUUCAAGAUUGACCAGCUGGUGACCCACAAGAAGGAGAGUCUUCCCCCAAAGAAAGGAAUGAUUGAAGGCUUCAAGGAAUCUUGGAGGAACAUGAAGAUUUCAAAUGAAAUUGCUGAUCGUCAGAAGUAUGAUGAGAUGAGGUUCUCCAAGGCAGGUAUGGGACCUCUCGUACGCACUUACAAACACGACCCAACCAAGAGAGUAAUAAAUGUUCAGGCCAAAGUGAAGAGCAAAUAAUGUUUUUAACAAACUAUGAGCUGUAUCAGCUGAGAAGAACAAAUAGGGAAAAACUAUGAGAAAAUCUGCCAUUGUUAUAAUCACUUUUCAAGUUGAAAUGGAACACCAGAAACUGUUAGAUAGAAUUUCUUCAGUUGAUUGUGUUGCUCUUUGACACGUACGGUGUUUUAGUGGCAUUAUUUAUCUCCUGACCCUCCUCAUACUGGUGACUGACAGGAAUCCAUGACUCCUCCCAAGUCAUGAAUGAUCGUCUAUAUAAGUCUUUUGAGUUCACUGUUGUUAAUAAAGUAUUAUGAAUAACAAGAUGAGGAUCGUGUAGGAGACACACUGCUGCAUUUGUGAGCUCGUCAUUGUCAUUCAGUUGUCCUGGUGUGUAAUUUAUGAAUGUGUGUACUGUACUUAAGAGCAAGUAAGAGCAAGAAUAUUAAAAUUCAACAUUUCCUUAAAAUUUGACAAUGGUGUAGUUUGUGUAUUGAUACCAAUUUGUAUAUAUAAAGUACUGUAUAUUGUACAGUAUUACAGGUAUGUAAUGAAUAUUUUUGUAAAUACCAAUAUUUCAGACUUGGUUAAAAGUUUACUUCACUUGGUGUUAUUAACCGAACAUAUUAAACUGUAUUUUUUUUGUAAAA
Molecule: messenger RNA, 1866 nt
Organism: Homarus americanus (American lobster)
Lineage: Eukaryota; Metazoa; Arthropoda; Malacostraca; Decapoda; Nephropidae
Gene: OXA1L
Product: mitochondrial inner membrane protein OXA1L-like
Exons: 8
Coding region: 176-1237 (353 amino acids)
Biological process (GO): protein insertion into mitochondrial inner membrane from matrix; mitochondrial respiratory chain complex IV assembly
Cellular component (GO): mitochondrial inner membrane
Molecular function (GO): membrane insertase activity
Source: RefSeq, a predicted model, not a curated record